Molecule: messenger RNA, 1041 nt
Organism: Lolium rigidum
Lineage: Eukaryota; Viridiplantae; Streptophyta; Magnoliopsida; Poales; Poaceae
Product: protein STRICTOSIDINE SYNTHASE-LIKE 10-like
Exons: 2
Coding region: 1-1041 (346 amino acids)
Biological process (GO): biosynthetic process
Molecular function (GO): strictosidine synthase activity
Source: RefSeq, a predicted model, not a curated record
AUGGGCUGCAGCAUGAGUCGUCUCGUGAAGGCCACGAUCGCGCUGGUCAUCCUGGUCCUCCUCUUCAUGCCAGCGGCCAUGGCGUCCACCGUAGCCAGCUUCGACGCCACACAGAGCCAGCACCUGCCGCUGCCUCGCGGAACUGUCCGCGGACCAGAGAGUGUCGCCUUCGACGGCCAGGGCCACGGCCCCUACAGCGGUGUCUCCGACGGCCGCGUGCUCAAGUGGAACGGCAGCAAGCUCGGAUGGACCACCUACACGCACGCCCCCGGCUACGACAGCAAGCUCUGCACCGCGUCCAGGCUGCGCCCAGAGACCGCCACCGAGAGCCGCUGCGGCCGCCCUCUCGGCCUGCGCUUCCACCAGAAGACUGGAGACUACCUCUACAUCGCCGAUGCCUACAAGGGGCUCAUGCGGGUCGGGCCAGGCGGCGGGGAGGCGACGGUGCUGGUCAACGAGGUCAACGGCGUGCCUCUCCGCUUCACCAACGGGGUCGACGUCGACCAGAUCACCGGCCAAGUCUACUUCACCGACAGCUCCAUGAACUACCCCAGAUCGCAGCAUGAGAUGGUUACCAAGACUGGGGACUCAACGGGACGUCUCAUGAGGUACGAUCCACGAACUUCAGAUGUCACGGUGCUCCAAGCUGGCCUAACGUACCCGAACGGCGUCGCCGUCAGCACUGACCGGUCGCACCUCGUCGUCGCUUCUACCGGGCCAUGCAAGCUCCUCAGGCACUGGAUCAAAGGGCCCAAGGCAGGCACACAUGAGCCUUUUGCAGACCUACCCGGCUACCCUGAUAAUGUGAGGCCCGACAGGAGAGGAGGCUACUGGGUGGCGUUACACCGUGAGAAGAAUGAGCUGCCCUUUGGUCGAGAUAGCCAUCUGCUCGCUGUGAGGAUCAGUGCCAACGGGAAGAUAGUCGAAGAGAUGACAGGGCCAAAGAGCGUGAGGCCCACUGAGAUUAUGGAGAGGGACAACGGCAAAUUCUACAUGGGUUCUGUCGAGCUACCAUAUGUUAGUGUAGUCACACGCAAAUAG